This is a messenger RNA of Puccinia graminis f. sp. tritici CRL 75-36-700-3, 1479 nucleotides long. RefSeq lists its product as uncharacterized. The transcript has 10 exons. Bases 1 to 1479 code for a protein of 492 amino acids. Gene Ontology annotation, molecular function: phosphoric diester hydrolase activity. Lineage: Eukaryota; Fungi; Basidiomycota; Pucciniomycetes; Pucciniales; Pucciniaceae. The record is from RefSeq and is a predicted model, not a curated record. Gene Ontology annotation, biological process: lipid metabolic process.
AUGAACUCAGACCAACAGACCAUCAGCUCAUCAACCUCAUCAGCAUCAUCAUCAACAACCAACUCACUCAGACACCACUCAAACUCAUCACUCUCACUCAGCUCACUCAACAAGAACAAGAACAAGAACACCAAGAAAACCAUCAGACCAUCCCAGUCGAUCUUCAACCUAGCCUCAGCCACCCUACAGUUCACCACCCCAUUCACUCCUGAUAACUCAUCCAUCAAACUCAAGAUCGACAACCAAACCACUGAUGCCUCGAUCAGAAUCGCCCAGUGGCCAACCAAGUUCAAGAAAUCAAAUCACAUCAAACAGUCCUCCUACCAUCUAUCAUCAUACCGUGGGACCUGCUUCAAUCCAAACUCAAUCCCACCCGUCAUGAAAGAGUUCACCCAGAGAUCGAUCACCCUUGCUGAGAUCGACCAACCCAGCGGCCUAUUCGAGAGCUCACGGACGAGCAAGACACGGCUAGGAUGGAUCUACUUCGACCUGAUCAAGCCCAACGGAUACGUCCUACAUUUACAGGCCUAUGUGAAACUAGGGCGUGGAGGGACGACGAUCAGCGAGGGAUUAUUGGGAAGAUUCGACCUGGACUCGAGUCGGGAACGGCCGAUGCCUUCAGGACUCAUCGGAUCCGUCGAAAUCUUGAGCUCCCUCAACCUCGUCCUCUUCAAACUCACCCAAGAGGAGAUCGAGAAGGAGGAGAACACGGUCGAUGAUACCCCCUUGAAACCCCCGAUCGGCUUGCCCACCAAACGUCUCUCCACCUUCUCCUACGUCUCUCAUCCUCAAAUCAUCCUCUCCUUCCGCGUCGGUAAAGACGCUAGAUACCACCAACAUCAACAUGUCUCUCCUUCUUCUAAUCUUAUUCCUAAAUUCAUCAGGUCCGAUCAUACCCUAGGCGGCCUUAACUCCCUCCGCGCUCUCCUCUACAUCCAACAUUCAAAUACUAUCGAGCCUAUCUUACAUCGCUCGGCUUCAAUUAAUCCCCUCAGUGGACUAGUGACUGAGGGCGAUAAGAUACACAGACUAGCGUCGACAGCGGAUACCAAAUCAGUCUUCUUGCCCGAGCUGGACCUUUCCAUCUCGUACGGCUUCCAUGAUUCUAGGAUGGGCAAACGUCAUUCCAUGUAUGCUUAUGCUACCCCGAAUUACAGCCAUUGGUUGGGCGACUUGAUCGAUCAAGAUCAACGCUGGUUGGACGUUCGGUUCUCCAAGUUGGUCUUGCAAGGCUCACACGAUUCCGGAAUGUUUACUAGCUUACAUCCUGGGUUUGUUAAGAUGAUCACCAAGAUGAAGUUAGAUUCAGACAUUGGGAAUUUCUUGAUCGAUCAUGGGAUUUCAUUUGUUCAUAUCUUGACCAAGUUGUUGAAGACCUUCAACAUCGACCUCGAGCUGGCCAUCUGCAAUAUUGCUAAUACCCAGAAAGACGUGAUCUUUGACCAGCUCCGUCAUGGUACUAGGAAAUUCCAUUGUUGA